This is a messenger RNA of Dracunculus medinensis (Guinea worm), 1296 nucleotides long. The record is from the annotation of a GenBank genome assembly. NCBI's taxonomy places the organism in Eukaryota, Metazoa, Nematoda, Chromadorea, Rhabditida, Dracunculidae.
AUGCCGAUUCACCGAAUUCACGCUCGUCAGAUUUAUGAUUCUCGUGGUAAUCCAACUGUUGAAGUUGAUUUAUCUACUGAAAAAGGCGUUUUUCGAGCUGCUGUUCCAAGUGGUGCAUCCACUGGUGUGCAUGAAGCUCUAGAAUUGAGGGAUUUGGAUAAAAAUGUGCAUCAUGGUAAAGGUGUUCUCAGAGCAGUUGCAAACAUUAAUGCAAAAAUUGGGCCAGCGAUCGUCUCCAAAAAUUUUUGUCCAACUCAGCAAGCCGAAAUCGAUAAAUUCAUGUUGGAACUUGAUGGAACUGAAAAUAAAUCGAAUCUUGGUGCAAAUGCCAUCCUCGGUGUUUCGCUAGCCGUCGCGAAAGCAGGAGCUGUUCAUAAAGGGAUGCCGUUAUACAGAUAUAUUGCUGAAUUAGCCGGUGUAUCGCAAGUUGUUCUUCCUGUACCCGCGUUCAAUGUUAUUAACGGUGGAUCUCAUGCUGGUAAUAAACUUGCUAUGCAGGAGUUCAUGCUUCUACCAGUCGGCGCGAAAUCAUUCAGUGAAGCUAUGCGUAUGGGAUCAGAAAUAUAUCACUGUUUAAAGGCGGAAAUUAAGAAACGUUACGGUCUUGAUGCAACUGCUGUUGGUGAUGAAGGAGGUUUCGCACCAAAUAUUCAAGAUAAUAGAGAAGGUUUAGAUUUGCUCAACACUUCUAUUGCAUUAGCAGGUUACACUGGAAAAGUAUCAAUCGGAAUGGACGUUGCGGCUUCUGAAUUUUACAAGUAUGAUUUGGAUUUCAAGAAUCCGAAUUCAGACAAAAGUUUAUGGAAAACUGGUGAUGAAAUGGCCGAACUUUAUCAGUCCUUUAUCAGAGAAUAUCCUGUAGUAUCAAUUGAAGAUGCUUUCGACCAAGAUGAUUGGACAAAUUGGACUAAACUAAAGGCUAAUACUAAUAUCCAACUCGUUGGUGAUGAUUUAACUGUCACUAACCCCAAACGAAUUAUGAAAGCUAUUGAAGAAAAAGCUUGCAACUGUCUUUUACUUAAGGUCAACCAAAUUGGAUCAGUUACUGAAUCGAUUGAGGCUGCAAAGCUGUCACGCAGCAACGGAUGGGGUGUUAUGGUGUCUCAUCGUUCCGGUGAGACAGAGGAUACAUUUAUUGCUGACUUAGUUGUUGGUCUUGCCACUGGCCAGAUAAAAACUGGUGCACCCUGCCGUUCCGAACGUCUCGCGAAAUACAAUCAGCUGUUACGUAUCGAAGAAGAACUAGGAGCUGCAGCGGUUUAUGCUGGAGAAAAGUUCCGAAAUCCUCAAGCUUAG